AUGUGGAUCAUAUCAUUUUGGAUGUUCCCACUGAUCUCAGCAUGCAUGUGGGUUGCAAUGCUGAUUGCCAUGCUGGUCAGCUGGGUCUACGACGGUAGACCCCAUUAUGGAGGCAUGGACAAAGUACAAACCAUUGCAUACAUCUCCAACGUUGGCGCAGAGCGUCUCCAGCCGCUCUUCAUUGGCGGCAGCGUCGUGACAGUGGUAUUCCUGGACCUGGCCUUCCUAUCUGAGAGAUGGCUUCGACACUCGAACCAGCUAGCAUCCAACAAAGGCAAGUUUGACAAGGCGUGUGCGGUUCUUUCGAUCUUCUUCGCGAUCGCUGGCGCGGCAGGAUUGAUCCUCCUCUCGAUCUUCGACACCAAACACCACCCUAAGAUGCAUGAUGGAUUCCUGGCACUUUUCUUGGCUGGAUAUAUCGUCAGCGCGGUCCUGAUUUGCGCCGAGUACCUUCGUAUCGGUAUCUUCUAUCGUCGCGAACAUCGCGUUCUGCUAGCGAGUUUCUUUAUCAAGCUGGCUUUCAUCAUUAUCGAGGUUGGUCUGGCCAUUGGCUUUGGAAUCUGCAUGAAUGGCAGUGGCAGUCGCCAGAAUACUGGUGCGAUCUUGGAAUGGACGAUUGCCUUCGUCUUCACGGGAUACGUUUUUUCCUUCGUCGUGGAUCUGCUGCCCUCUGUUCGAACUCGCAAUCAUGUGCCCCAGGGUGAGAAGUUCGCCAUGGGUCACCCUAGCCCCGAGGAGGCUGUCUCUAUCGAGGAGCCUUUGACUCAUGACUCUGCUGGGCCGAACACCGGCUUCUACCGCGGUCAGCGGGUUUAA
Messenger RNA from Penicillium salamii, 816 nucleotides. The record is from the annotation of a GenBank genome assembly. Lineage: Eukaryota; Fungi; Ascomycota; Eurotiomycetes; Eurotiales; Aspergillaceae.